AUGGGUGUGAAUAAUGUCACUCUUGGCCUGGUUUGCUGCGUGAUCGUGGCCGUCGUUGCUUUGGUUACACGCAAAGGACCAGACCCAAGGGAACCACCCUAUGUCAAAGAAACACUUCCGUACUUCAGUCACAUUUACGGCCUCUUGAAGCAUGGCCUGCGAUAUUUCGACGUCGUCAGCGCCCAGCAGCCGCAUCCAAUCUUUACGAUUGAUAUGUCAGGUCAAAAAAACUACAUUGUGACAUCUCCAGAACUCGUGCAGGCGGUUCAACGCAAUACAACCUCUCUGUCAUUCAGUCCUGCCAUGAUCCCUGCUUUCCGUCGAAUGAUGGGUUUCGAUGAGGCAGGUAUCGAGCUUAUCUUCCGUGAUGCACACACAGAGAAGGGCAUGUAUGGCGAGAUUCACCGGGUGCAGAAGGCUUCACUGCUACCUGGUACGGAAUCUCUGGAUGAACUCUGCACUGUUAUUCGCGGCAAGUUGUUGACCAUUGUCAAUGACAUGCCAUCGAGUCAGACCAUUGAUCUAUACGCCUGGGUCCAAGAUCUGUACAUGAGAACCAAUAACUCUGCAUGUUUUGGUGACAAAGACCCUUUCACCCUGAACCCAUCCCUAAUUUCCACAUUCUGGCUAUGGGAAGCAAACAUCAAAGUCCUUCUUUUGGGUAUUCCUUGGUUCCUAAGCCCCAAGAAGUACUCGACUGCACAGAAAACUCGUAAUGAGCUUGUCAAUGCAUUCUUCCAGUAUCUCGACAACGAUGGACUAGAUACUGCAUGCUCGUUUAUCAAGGAGCUGUCUAAUCUCGGCAUCCGUCGAGGUCUGAGUACUGAGAACAAUGCUCGCGCUCUGGUCGGUAGUAUCCUGGCCAUUGUCGGAAACACAAUCCCUACCACGUUUUGGCUCCUUAUCCAAAUCUUCUCCAGACCUGACCUCUUAAAGGAGAUUCGAUCAGAGCUCGAGGCCACUCUGGAAGAUCCCUCAUCGCGGUCGGAAAUCAGUCUCGACUACACCGUCAUCAGGGAAAAGUGCCCCAUCCUCAUGUCAACAUACGAAGAAAUUCUUCGCAUGACAAGUGGUAUCGCAACAGUACGCUACACAAACGAGGAUACCCUCAUCCAAGACCGCUGGCUGCUCAAGAAGGGUGCGCAAGUGCAGAUGCCUACAGCCUUCAUCCACGCUGAUCCCACGACCUGGGGUGCAGAUGCAGAGGUCUUUGACCACACAAGGUUUCUCAAGUCAAAGGUUCUCACCAAGGAGCAAAAGGCUCGUCGUGCUGCUGCUUUCAGGCCUUUCGGCGGUGGCAACACACUCUGCCCGGGUCGUCACUUUGCAUCGUAUGAGGUUCUUACUUUUGCGGGAAGCAUCCUGUUGGGAUUCGACAUGACUCCUACCACUGAGACUUUCAAUUUGCCAGAGAUGGAUAGAUCUAAGCUUCCUUUGACUUCACUUAAGCCAGCAGGUGACAUCAAAAUUAACCUCACCAGACGGAGUGGUUGGGAGAAGGCUCAUUUUAAGUAG
Fusarium poae is the source of this 1515-nucleotide messenger RNA. RefSeq lists its product as uncharacterized. NCBI's taxonomy places the organism in Eukaryota, Fungi, Ascomycota, Sordariomycetes, Hypocreales, Nectriaceae. The record is from RefSeq and is a predicted model, not a curated record. Gene Ontology annotation, molecular function: oxidoreductase activity, acting on paired donors, with incorporation or reduction of molecular oxygen; monooxygenase activity; iron ion binding. The coding region runs from base 1 to 1515 and encodes 504 amino acids. The transcript is spliced from 3 exons.